UAGGGGAGCCCAAGCGGGGAUUUUUGAAGUGACUCGAGCGUGUCAGAAAAUUAUAUAGGGAGAAUCCUUGCAUCCUUUAAUGUACCUCUACCAAGUAUGAACCCUCCAUAUGGUGGGGUGUGUUGAGGGGAACCCGACUGAUUGGUAAAAAAAAAUCGAUCCAUAGAAAAACUCGAGCGUGUCAGAUUAAGAAAAAGUUGAUUAAUUACAUUGAGAAGAUUGUAUAUCUCAAUAAUCUGACAAUUUGAGUGUGACAUUAAGAAACAAGCGAGUUUCGAAGUUGUAAAAAAAAAACGUCACCUUGAAAUAUUCGAGCGCAUUUCAAUUUUUUUUUAUUUUGAAGGAAACACUAUUAGAAUUACAAAGAACUAAUAAUCUGACAGUUUUCAUGGGGCGAUGUUAGUAGAAUCGUGGAGCAAAGGUGAAGCGUACAGCGGCUGAGAGCUGUGUAUUCCCCACUCCGCGUCUCACUUUUUUUCUCGCUCUUUCUCUAUCUCUCACUCUCUCGCACCGUCCCUAAACUAACGUUUGCCGCCAUGAUGGCAUCUCAGCUGAUCACAAUAGCGUGCUCGUUUUUGGUAGACGCUCGACGUUUUCGUUUGUUUGUGGUGUUUUGUAAUUGUUUUGUGAAUUUAAUGCGAUUAGUUUUACAUUCAUUACAAUAAUGAGUAACGUAAGUGUGAAAUGUGUUUUUUGUGCAAAAGAAACUUGUGAAAAAAUUAAAAAGUUUACUCCAGAAACUUUAAAAAAGUGUAUAACUAUUUUGGAGUAUCGCAAAGCGAAGCCUGUUGUCAGAAGAUCGAGCAACACUUAUGCUACUGUUGAACUUUCGGAAGAAACAUCAUUGAACGAUGGCUAUCAUGCCCAGUGCUAUAAACUUUUCACAGCAAUCAAAAUACCAUCAGAUUUUCGAAGCCAAAAUCAAAUUACUCCAGAAAGUGAACAAGCACGUGUUGAUGCACCAGAACAUGCUGGAGAGAGUCUCGAUGUGUAUACUCCCAGCAUAAUACCUGUUGUUGAUACAAUAGACGAGUGAGUGUCAAUGUAUUAUAUUAUUUAUUAUCUAUCGUAUUUCACAGUGUUAAAAUGAAAAAAAAUAGAACUAAUCGGUUGCAAUGUUAUUAAUGUAUAAUUUAACGUGGGAAAUAAUGAUCCGAUACAAAAAUUCAUUAAAUAAAAGUUACCAGAAAAUUAAAAUUUGUGACCAAAAUGUAUGUUAUAAUUUUCGAGAAUUUUUUAUUUUUUCUUCGUAAUUUCAAAAUUCAUAUUUAUAAUUAAUAAUUACAACUGUUCGUUCAUGAAAAAAAAUGUAUUUUGUCAUUCUGGUUUUUUUGUUGCUUGUAAUAUGAAAAUUCUCACAGUAAUUUUUUUUGAAAAUUAAAAUUUUGACGACUUUCAUUCAAAAAUUUAUUUCAUUUAUGCAUAAUGUCACCAUAAUAUUAAAUAUUUGACAUCUUCAUUUAUAUUCAUUUUAAAAGUCUUCGAAAUUUAAGAUUUCUAAUUAUUGAAUAACAAUAAAAUGAUAGUGCUAAUUAUGGGUCAAACAUUUUCAGAGCGGGUCCAUCAACCAACCUUGAGCCUCACUCGGAUGAUUGUGAUGAUCCAUCAGAUGCAGAUGAACAGGUCAUCCAAUCAGAUUUGCUGCUAAGGGAGUGUUUCAUUUGCAAAAAAUCGCGAAAACGCCGUCAUGGCCGCGAUGUGCCAUUAGCAGUAAAUAAAUUACGGACAAUUGAAUUAUUAAAAAGUGCAGCUACAGAACACAAUGACAUUGAGAUGUUGGAGAAAAUCAGUUCUUUUGCGGAUACUUCUGCAAUUCCUUAUCAUAAAUGCUGUAAAGAUCUUUAUUUGCGAGACAUUAAUAAAAAAGAAGAAAGUGAUUUUAUAAAGAAACGCAAGGCUUCGAAUACAGCUUAUGAAUUGCUGUGUGAAAUGAUAGAAGAAUUGGUUGUUGAAAAAAAUGAAUGCCUUUUUUUUGAUCACGUAAAAAAAGAAUACCACAAACUAUUAGUUGAACAAUACAAGUUGUUAUCGGAUUCUAUUAGCAGCAGUUCAUUUUCCGAUCGCCACUUAGAAAGUAAGAUCAUGGGUACUUUUUCGAAAACGAUCAAAAUUAUUUAUGCUGAAAAAAAGAAGUUUCUUGCUCCGAUUUCAGCUGAUAUUGUGGCAUAUAGUGAUUUAUUUAGAAGCAUGGCAAUGAAGGAGACAAUUCGUUCGGUUGCAGCACAACUCCGAGAGGAAAUUAAAAAUUGUACGACAACAAAAUUGCCUGAUGAUUGUACUGCUGAAGAUUUAAUUAAAGGUGAAUUAGAUUAUGUGCCAGAACUUUUAACCUGCUUCUUGGAAACAUUUGUUAUUGGCGAUGUUUCGCAUCUAUCGAGGGAAAAACGUAAAAUAAGGAAAACAAAUAACGAUCUAGCAAUUUUUUCUAUUGGACAAGAUAUGAUCUACGCUGCUUCAAACCAUAAAAUCAAAACUUCCAAACAUAUAAGUUUAGGUUUAGCAGUCAAAAGCUUGUGUAAUAGCAAAAAAAUAAUCAACUUGUUAUCUAAAUAUGGGCACUGUUGUUCGUAUACUACUUUGGAAGAAUUAGAGACCGAAUUAACUUUUUCUACGGCUAACAGUACCUUCGUGUGCCCUGAAGAUAUCUUACGUCGUCCGGACUUAAAUACGGCAGUUGCCUUCGAUAACUUUGAUCGCUUCGUCGAAACACUAAAUGGAAAAGAUACUCUUCACGAUACAGUGGGGAUAAUUUUUCAAAACGUUGCUCCAAAUGCAGAUACAAUGCCUUCAAUAUCUUCAGCUGCCAAUGAAGUUGAAAAUCUAGCUUCUAAUCAAACUGUAUGCAGCAAUACAUCAGAAUCUACGCUUCUAACACCGAGAAACCGGAAACGCCGAGCCUUUGAAGAAAUAACUUUUGAGAUGCGCCCAUUUACAAAAAUAUUAAAAAUAGCAACUUGGAAUGAGCUUGACAUUUCCGCGCUUAACAAAGAUCCUGCAAAUUUAAUUACAGCUAAACAAUUAGAUAUUAUGUGGAUGUUGUCGCAUAAGCUCAAUGUAUAUGGUACUCCAAUGUGGGUUGGGUAUAAUAGUAAAAUUUACAUUGAUAAUUCACCUGUCCAAAAAAUUUCGUAUUUGACUCCCAUAAACGAGUCUCCCACUAAUCAUUCGACAGUUUUGAAAACUUUAGAAUUGUGCCAAGAAGUUGCAAAGGAAUGUAACGCUCCAUACAUUCAGGUUACAUAUGAUUUAGCUAUAGCUCGCACGAGUUAUUGCAUACAAUCUCAAGAAUCUCCAAAAUUUGAUAACAUUUUUAUUCACAUGGGGGCUUAUCACAUCGAAAUGGCUUUUUUCAAAGCAGUUGGCACUUUUAUUGAAGAAUGCGGACUCACUAAUAUAAUGACGGAAUCAGAUCUAAUUGCUGAAGGAUCAGUUUCAGGUUUUAUUACUGGGAAAAAUUAUAAUAGAUGUAAAAGAUUACAUUCUAUUAUGGCGUUAUCAUUGCAGCAAUUUCACUUUCAGUCUUUUUUGGAAAACACGAAUUUGACUAUCGAAGAUUGUGUAAUUGAAUGUCUCACUGAUUUCUCGCAGCUUCAAGAUAGCUCGCCUCAAAUACAGCAUCCAGAUACACAAAAUCUACUCCAAUUAUAUGAUCAAUAUACAGCAGAAACUUUACGAGGCAAGCACGGUAAAACGGCACAAUUUUAUGCUAUGUACAUUGAUUUUAUAAAUCUUUACCAUUUAUUUAUCAGAAGUAUAAAAGUUGGAGAUUUAGAUGCAUACAUUUAUGUUCUUGGAAAAAUCGUCUGUUUGUUUUUCUACUUCAAUCAACAAAAUUACAGCCGGUGGCUAGUGUUUUAUUUAAAUCAACUUCAACACAUUAGCAAUACACAUCCAGGUCUUCGAGAGGAAAUUGCUAAAGGCUCGUUUGGUAUUAGGAGAACCCAAAAACCCUUUUCGCGGAUCCCAGUUGACUUAACGUUAGAGCAAACAAUUAAUGGUGAAGCAGCACGUCGGCUCACGGGAAUCGUGAACCUGACGAGCUCUAUUUCUGCCAGACAACGUUGGGCACGAAAUCAUGGAGCUCGAACUCGAAUUAUUUCACACGUUUUAAAUCGUGCAGGGAUGAGUAACAAUAGUGAAGACGUCGCCGCAGACUUACAUCCAGAUAGACUCAAGGAGCAUCAAAAGCAAAUUAAAGCUUUCAUGCAUAGCAUUGAGCAGAUCACCAAUCCCUUCACUUCCUCCAUAGACAAAGAUAAUCUAUAUAAUAUUUCUACAGGACAGGCUACUAGCCAAGAAGUUGCUAAUUGCUUGCUAAGCACUGUUUCAUCUGGGAUGUCUCUCCGCGAUCAGUUUAUAACGGAAUGUAAUAUGAAUCCGGAUAGAUUUCACAAAUCUCUGAAGAAAAAUCCAAUACUUACUUUUGCAAGUGUAAAGAAGAAAAAGGUUAUGAAGAUUGGAGAAAAAGUUCAUGAGGUCACACUUCAGCGGGAUUUAUUCGGUAGAUUAUUAGGUCUAUCUCUGGUUGCAAACUUAGAUCUUGGAAAAGUAUUGUGUUUUCCAAUAACACCAGUCCCGUUAUCACUAUGCCAUAUAGAUGGUUCUUUUAAUAAAACUGCAAAAUCAGUACUGGUUCAAGAACUAGAAAUGAGAAUUGAAGAAAUGGAACAACCACCACCCCAGGUAGACUGUGGAAUCGUAGAUGGCUUCUUCUUCUUAAAUACUUUUAAACAAAUGCCGCGCAAUUUCGGUGAUUUAUCAAAGAAAAUUUUGCAAACUCUUGUAAAAACUCCAGCAGAUAGUAUAGCCAUUAUAUUUGAUCGUUACUUCACACCUUCGAUAAAAGAUUGUGAACAUGCUCUUCGACGCAAUAUAGAUGACAAAGAUUUUCAUAUUGCCGGUCCUCAACAAAGCAGAACCUCUGACUUCUCCAAAGAUUUAAAAAAUAUAAAGUUUAAAGAAGCAUUAGUGAAAUUUCUUAUCGAACAUUGGGCUAAACAGGAGAUGAAAUCAAUUAUUGGUAAUAAGAAAAUAUUUCUAAUUCAUGAUUUAUGUUACGUGUACUCUGUUAUCGAUAACGAAUUAUCGCGAAUUAUUGAUCAUGAACUGUCAUGUCCCGAUCAUGAAGAAGCGGAUACAAAAGCUGUAUUUUUUGCUUGUCAAAUGGAAGAAGAGUCUACUGUCACCAUCAGAACCUCUGAUACAGAUAUCGUGGUUAUUAUGUUAGCCAACAUGGAACAUAUGAAAUCGUCUGUAAAAGUCUGGAUUGAUCUCGGAGUAGGGAAUGCACGCCGAUAUAUCGACAUUUCUGCUCUUUUUACGAAAUUGGGCCCACUUGUAUCAAAAGCACUACCAGCUCUGCAUGCUCUAACGGGAUGUGAUUACAACCCAGCUUUGUACAGGCGAGGUAAAAAAAGGCCUCUACAGAUUCUAAUGGGAUCUGUAGAUAUACAAGAAGUAUUUGCAAACUUGGGCUCUGAAGCAUAUAAUAUUGAGGCAUUAUCUUCCACCGUGGAAUCGUUCAUCUGCCAUUUGUACGGGUUUAAAAAACUAGCUGACGUUAAUAUUGCUAGGAUUGAAAUAUUUAAUAAAACGUACAAAGUAAAUGAUACGUCUCAACCCUUUUCACUGAAUGUGCGUAAUUACGAUGCUUGUAAUUUGCCACCAUGUCGAUCGGAGCUGCAACAACAUUUAUUGCGAACGAAAUAUAUUGCUUGUUUGUGGAGGAACGCUCACAAUCGUAUUCCUACGGAAAUGUCACCACUAGAAUACGGAUGGAGAAAUGUGGAUGGAAAAUUGGAGCCAACUUGGUUCCUAGGAAACCAACUUCCUGAAGCGUACGAAGACAUCGUCAUAACACCUGACAUUUUAGGAGAUACUUUAGAUUCAGUUAUAGAAUCACGAGAUGACGAGGACGUCCAGGAAGUUGAAGUGGAAACAAACUUCAAAGAUGAGUCUAGUGGAGAUGAAGACUAAAAUAUGUAUUUUAAAUUUUAAUGAUCUGUAAUUUAUUAUAAAUUGUAAUGAUCUAUAUUUAAUUUUUUAUUAAUAAAUUAUCCAAUUUCUGUACGUAAAUGCGGAGAUAUUAUUUCUAAAUUUCCUUCAAAAUGGUCAGACUAGCGAUAUCCCUCUAUAUAAUUGUCAGAUUAUUAUUCAGGAGAACUAUGACAUCAACUUGACCCUCCUGCAUAAAAAUCUGACGCGCUGGAGUAUCUCAAGAUCACCUUUUUUUUUACAUAUAUAAAAAUAUAUUAUGAGUUUGUGUCAUGUCCAAAUCGUCAGAUAUUUUAAUAGGACACUUUUUAAGCUUUAGUUGACAUACACUUUGAAUGUCUGACACGCUCGAAUAACUUUUU
This is a messenger RNA of Diorhabda sublineata, 6356 nucleotides long. RefSeq lists its product as uncharacterized. NCBI's taxonomy places the organism in Eukaryota, Metazoa, Arthropoda, Insecta, Coleoptera, Chrysomelidae. The transcript is spliced from 2 exons. The record is from RefSeq and is a predicted model, not a curated record. Bases 1774 to 5976 code for a protein of 1400 amino acids.